Molecule: messenger RNA, 4680 nt
Organism: Microplitis mediator
Lineage: Eukaryota; Metazoa; Arthropoda; Insecta; Hymenoptera; Braconidae
Exons: 5
Coding region: 1556-2719 (387 amino acids)
Source: RefSeq, a predicted model, not a curated record
GUGAGGGUAAAGGGUGUUCCAGUCUCGUCACAUUGGUUGAAAAAGAGAGAACUAAAGUAGGGAGUGAGUGAGCGAGAAAGAGAGAGAGAAAGAGAGAGAGAGAGAGCGAGAGAGAGAGAGAGAGAGAGAGAGAGAGAGAGAGAGAGACAGGCAGACAGACAGACAGAGACAGAACAAGGCAAUCGAAAACUGAGGCAGUUCAGAGUUACUAGAGACAGUAGUGUCGAACUUGUGUUAUGUUUUUUUUGUUUAUUAUCUAACCUUUCGUGCUAGUAAUAAUUUGUUCCAUUAAUGUUAGUUAAAAACUUGAAAAUUUUCUUAAACUAAUGACAUUGUUAUUGUUAUCGUUAACACCAUUGGCAGCAGAAAAAAUGUGACAUGAAUCGUUGAUAAUGCAACCUAUAUUUCAAUAAUUCCAUCUCUAAUUAAAUUAUUUUGCACAAAAAACUUUCAAUUAUUGGCCGGUUUUCGGAUUAAAACGGACUUUACAAAAUAAAUAAUCAGUCUCACAGUUAAUACGGACGUUAUUGAUGGUUUAUAAUUAUUCAUAUGGUGAAAUCAAGAUUAACUAAAAAGGGAAAAUUCAAGAUAUAAUGUCAGCUUCGUUCCUUAUGCAUUUUGGGCAAGUUUUUGAAUUGGAUUCAAUCGAAAAACAUGAAAUAAUUGUUAAUACAAACCAAAUACAGAACAAUAGGAGAAAAAAGUGUCCCCUGUAAAAAUCAAAAAUGUCAAUCCUUCUUGAAAAUUUUUUUUUGUAUAUAUACACACACUGUGUGUGAGCAAAGACAAGAUUUAAAAUGAUUUAACAAAAACAAAAAAAAAGACUAUAACAAAAAAAAAAAUAAGUAAAAUUGUGAAAAAAUUAUAAAUAUCAAGAAAAUAUAAGUUAUUAGAAGUGUGAUAAAUAAUGUAAGCUCAAUAGUUCAGACGUAAGUCUAAACAUUUUUCUGUUGUUACUGUCAAAUACAUGACUAAUUUUGUGGGUGUUUUAAUUCAGAAACAGAUUACAAGAGCUAAUGGUAACCAGAAAUUAGGAAAAGAAGAAAGACAAUUUAAAAAAAGUGUGUUUAGUUAUUAGAUGAAAAAAUUUUUGCCGUUUAUCAAUGUCUAAUUAAUUGUGCUUUAAAAUAUCGGUAUUUUAUUAUAAUAAUUAUGAAGACAAAUUAUUCGGAUAUUGCGUUUUUUUUUUAUUUUUACAGUCAAGCCCCACCAGUCAGCCUAUAAAAUUGUUUGCUUACGCUGAACUCAUCUGAAAAUUCAAGUAACCAGCAUUAGAUAAUGAAGAUAAAAAAAAAGAACCGUCGAAUGACAGUACCAACUCUGUGAGAAAAGAAAGACAAUGCAAUUUCCCAUUUUACAUGUACUUUAAUCUUGUCAAAUUAGGAUGGCAGAUUCCAAUGAGUGAUAAAAGGAUGCAAAGUCACGCUGAAGUGUUCGCCUUCGAAAAGUAGUAACAGCUGAUGACAGCAUUAUAGCAAGAAAUCAAUUAAGAACCGAAAGGCACAUAACUAAUGACUAUUUGAUCAGCUGAACAUUAAAACGAAAAUUUUGAAAAAUGUAUGCGGCAGCAGGAGGUACUAGUAUUGCAAAUCGAAGAAAGCAAAACCAGCUAAAUAAACAACGACCCUUAUUGGCUACUAAUGGACCAAGAAUUCAACGCCGUAGAAAUGGCUUCGAGAGGGAACAUAAAAUCUCAAAUAGCAUAAGGGGACACAAGCUUUCACGGCAGCAUUUACCAAUAUUACAACCUCCUCACUGUCCUGCACCAUCAUCCACGUGUCAUAAUUCUUCCCAACUUAAGAAUCGAUUUCAGAAUUACAAUCGCCACGCUUUUCAACAUCAACGACCAAUUAGUGAAAUAGUAAUUCCACAUGGUCCUUUAGCACCUCCACUUUCACCGAUUCAAUUAUCUAUAUCACCACCACCGUUAUCACUGGAAUCUGCAAACUCUGCCACGCAUCCAUUAAAAUUCAACAAUUUUCCAUUUCCACCGUCUUCAUUAUUUGAAUUAAGAAUAUUGCCUUCUACGUCUGAAUUAAAGUUUGGAAGCCAGGGACAAGGAAAAGUGGCAUGGCAAAGCUGCAGUCAACCAUCACCACUUUUUUUGCCUUCACCACUAGCUCAUGAUUCAAAAGAAGAAGGCUACAAGACGAAACAGUGUGAAGCUCAUCGAAGGUGGAUGAAAAGAAACAGGAUAAGAGACGCAAGUAAUUGUUAUGGGAGCAGUGGUGAAGAUGAUGAAAAUGACAGUCUGAGUGGGUACGUACAUCCUGAGAUUAAUGCAGCAUUGAAUACUGUGUUGUAUGUUGGACUUGGUACCACAGCACUGGGCCUUGUUAUUUCUUUUAUUGGUACUGGAGAAAAAGGAUUUCUGAGUCCAGAGCUAAGACUUAUUGGUCCAAGCUUAUUGUGUGCUGGACUUCUUUGCUGUCUCUUGCGAGUUCUCCUAUGCAUAUGUUUAUGUCAUUGUUGCAAAAAUUGUCAAUGGAAAGCUUGCCCAGUUGUUAUUGUUGGCAAAGACACAUUAAAAAAAGAAACUACUGGUUCACCAUCCAGACGAGAACAGCCUACAACAUCGCUUUUACCUCAAUGCUCUAAUCAAAUAAUCAAAACAUCAUCGAUGGCAGUGAAAAUAGCUCAUCCAUCAUCAUAUUCUAUGUGUUCGGAAGCUGGAAAAGGACACGAGCUUCUACUUUUACCGUCUCAAUUACUAGAGUAAUGAAACUUUUUCAUGACAAAACGUUCGACGAGAAAAGUUUAUCAACUGUAACUUGAGUAGUCAUUAUGUAAAACUAGAAUUAAUUUGAUCAUUUAGUAAAUAUAGAUUAAUGUUAAAUUAAUAAUUAAAAAACAAUCGAUGUUUGUAUAUUGUGUAAUAAAUUAUUACGGCAAAAAUAUUUUAUAUAGCUUUACAUUAUGGUAAAGAAUAAUUCCAAAUAUAAAUUACUGCCGGUCUAUACGGAACAAAAAAAAUAACGUUUCAUCCUUCGUUUUUAGUUUAAUCUCAUUAAAUAAACAAGAAAAUGAAGUAAUGUGAUUUAGACAGCCUACUUUAUUUUUAGCAAAAGUAGCUUCGAACCCUUUAUAUUUGCAGAUACUGACUUUUGCGCUGGGCCACAAAGUCUACUGACAUUUAAACUCUUAGUAGUGUUGUCAAGCACAUUAAAUUUCACGAUAGUAUAUUUAUGUAUACAAUCUAGGGUAAAUUUGAGAAUAGAGUUUAAAUUUUGAAUUGUGAAGAGAGAUGUAUUUUUUUCUAAGAUAUGAAUUUUUAAAAUAAGGAAUUUUUUUUUUUUUUCGCAACCGCUUGAUAAUAUAAUUACUCUAACAUUAAUUUGUAGAGUAGUUCGAAAUAAUGUAAAUAACGAGAAAAUCUAAAGUUACCAGAAAAAAACCCUGUACGACGAUUUUUUAUAAGCAAAAAAUCAUUUUUAUACCAAGUCACUUUAACAAACUGCUCUAAAAUAAAAACUGUUCACCAGAUCAGAUUGUCAAAACUUUCAUUUUGAAGGGAAAGAAACAUGGAAACUGCGUACUAAAUUUCAUUCAAAAUAUUAAAAACUUUUCAAGUAAUAAAUUUUCAAAGUCAAAAUGGCAAAUUUCUAAACCAUUGAUUAUAUCUAAUACAAAUAUUAAUAUUUUUAUAUAGUCAUGCAUAUAUGGAUGGAAUUAAGCAAUAACGUCUUCACCAACAUUUUUAAAAAAAUCGAGUUAUUAUGAUGAACGUACUUAGUAUUUAAUACUAAGUACGUUCACCAUAACAACCCGAUUAUUUAAAAAAUGUUGGUUAAGACAUUAUUGCUUGAUUCCAUCCAUAUAUUUGUUGGGGAUAAAAAAAAAGAAAAUAGUUUUCAUUUGAGAGCAGUUUAUUUACGCGGUUGUAGUGUAAAAAUCAUUCUUUGUUUAUAAAAAAUUGCCGCACAGGAUUUUUUCUGAUAACCUUGGAUUUUCUCGUUAUCUCGAAACAACUUUACAAAUUAAUCUUGGACUUAUUAUUUCAUUAAAAUGUUGCGAAAAAUAAAAAAUUUUCUCAUUCCAAAAAUUUAUAUCUUCAAAAAAAAAACACUUCUCUGAAAAUUUCAGGGCCUUUUAAGAACAGAUGAAGGUAGUCUACGACAAAAUUUGAUCUAAAAAAAGUAAGAUUUUGAAUUAUUCAAUUUUGACCGUAUCGAAAUUUUGCAAUUUCAAACAUUUCAAAGCUUUUUUUUCAAAUAUUUUUUUUUUUGAAGCUUUAAGUAUCUUCUUAGAAAUGAACCAAGACCGAUUCUUGUAAUUAUAAUAGUUUUCGAGAUAUUAAAUAAAAAAAAAACUUGAAAAAUGAUAAGAUUUUGAAUUUCGCACAACUUUUGAUAAAAAAAUUUUCAUUCUUUUCUGUUGGUAAAACUUCCUUACAGGAUGAAAGAAAACUUCUGACCAAAUUACAUCCAAAUCGAAAGGGGUCGAUUCCAACUAUCGGUCGAUUUAACAUGGAAUGACCCAACUGGAUGUUUGAGUAACUUAGCAACUGGCGUCCAAAUAGAAAUAUCCAAAAAGUAGGAAAACUAACUAUAUCCAAUACUCCUACUCUAGUUUCUAGCCUUUUACAAAAAUAAUAAAAACAUAAUUUGAAACAACCAAAGUGGGUUGUUAUCGCUUUCUUCUUCCUCUCAAUGUCAUUGACUACUCUAGUUACUUUCUUCG